AUAAUAAUACUUGAUCGUCUAACUUGUAGAAAAUUAAUUAUUGCCCACUUUCUCUCUGUGCCUCUUCUUUCUGGGAAGAGAUUGAUUCUUGGAAAAAAAAAAACAAAGUUUCAAAUAGCUUCUUCUUUUUUUUUUUUCUUUUUUUGCUUUGAUUCCAGUUCCAUUCCAUAAUUGCAUCUAAUUCUUCUACCAUACUAUUCAACAAUUCCUUAGUCCACAUGAAGUUAGAGAAAAAAAAAUCCAAGAAAUAGCUACAAACACCCUCUAACCUUCUGAAUUUGUAACCCUAAAAUCCAAGCCUUCAAGAAAAACCAUCGGGGUGUCAAUUCUUUGACCUUUCCUUUAGUUAAUUUCCAAAAUUUUCGGGGAUUAUGUCAAAUCCUUGGUGGACGAACCAAAGUGGUUUAGCCGGCAUGGUGGACCACUCAACCUCCUCCAGCCUUCACCACCAAAGUCUUCUUACAAAAGGAGAUCUUGGUAUAGCUAUGAAUCCGAGCCAAGAAAACGACCAAGAUGACGAAGACGACCCUAGAGAAGGAGCGGUCGAAGUGGUCAACCGUAGACCAAGAGGCAGACCACCAGGAUCCAAAAACAAACCCAAAGCUCCAGUCUUUGUGACAAGAGAUAGCCCGAACGCACUCCAUAGCCAUGUCAUGGAGAUCUCCGACGGCAGCGACGUCGCCGACACAAUCGCUCACUUCUCAAGACGCAGGCAACGCGGCGUUUGCGUUAUAAGCGGAACAGGCUCAGUAGCUAACGUCACCCUCCGUCAAGCUGCCGCACCAGGAGGGGUCGUCUCACUCCAGGGAAGGUUCGAGAUCUUAUCUUUAACCGGUGCUUUUCUUCCUGGACCUGCCCCACCCGGAUCAACUGGUUUAACGGUUUACUUAGCCGGGGUCCAAGGGCAGGUUCUUGGAGGUAGUGUUGUGGGCCCUCUUGUGGCCAUAGGGUCAGUGAUGGUUAUUGCUGCCACUUUCUCUAACGCUACUUAUGAGAGGUUGCCUAUUGAAGAUGAGGAAGACGGUGGUGGUGGCGGCUCAAGACAGAUACAUGGAGGCGGAGACUCGCCGCCCGGAAUCGGGAGUAGCCUGCCUGAUCCGUCGGGGAUGGCUGGACCGGGAUAUAAUUUACCGCCGCAUCUGAUUCCAAAUGGAGCUGGUCAGCUAGGGCACGAACCGUAUAAUUGGGUUCAUGCACGACCACCAUACUGACUCUGUGAGCCAUUUCUAUAUUCUAUAUAAAUAAUAAAUAUAGAGAUGGAUAUAAGUGAUUUGAGGUACAGUUUUGUGGUCUUUGUAUUCUAAACCUUGUUAAAAUAAAUAACAAAGCUUGUUCUUAUUGGAAACAUGAGGCCUGGAAGGUAAAAAAGGGACGAAGGGACUAUCGGAUUUCAAUGAAUAAACAAUGUACUCAAAUUAUAAUAUU
Messenger RNA from Brassica rapa (field mustard), 1425 nucleotides. RefSeq names its product AT-hook motif nuclear-localized protein 20. The record is from RefSeq and is a predicted model, not a curated record. Gene Ontology annotation, molecular function: DNA-binding transcription factor activity; minor groove of adenine-thymine-rich DNA binding. NCBI's taxonomy places the organism in Eukaryota, Viridiplantae, Streptophyta, Magnoliopsida, Brassicales, Brassicaceae. Gene Ontology annotation, cellular component: nucleus.